Messenger RNA from Nicotiana tabacum (common tobacco), 1854 nucleotides. RefSeq names its product peptidyl-prolyl cis-trans isomerase FKBP53-like. The record is from RefSeq and is a predicted model, not a curated record. Gene Ontology annotation, molecular function: peptidyl-prolyl cis-trans isomerase activity. Lineage: Eukaryota; Viridiplantae; Streptophyta; Magnoliopsida; Solanales; Solanaceae.
UAAAUACUUUAACAUCUUUAGGACAGCAGGAAAAAGAAGCGAACGGUCUAUUGUUUAGGGUUUUAGAAAAACCCUGCAGCUUCCAGUUCUCCUUUUGCAAUGGCGUUCUGGGGAGUUGAAUUGAAGCCUGGUAAACCAUUCACUCAUAAUUUUGAAAGUGAGCGUGGUAGACUUCAUGUCUCUCAGGCAACAUUAGGCACUGGCUCAACAAACAAAAAAAGCAUCGUUCAAUGUAUAGUAGGUGAUAAGAAGCCGAUUUACUUGUGUUCCUUACUGCCAGAAAAACUGGAGACAUGCCCAUUGAAUCUCGAGUUUGAGGAGGAGGAAGAAGUUACCUUUUCAGUUGUUGGUUCUCACAAUGUUCAUCUAUCUGGUUUCUUUUAUGGAGAGAGUGAGGGUUGCUGUGGAAAUGAAUAUGGAUCCGAUCUUUAUGAGGAGGAUGCUGCUGAGACUGAUAGUGAGUCUGAUGAUUCAAUCGAAUUUGAGUAUGACACAGAAAAUGAAGACGAGGAUGGCUCAACUGAUGAUGAUUUUUGCAUGUAUCCACCUUCACCUAUUCCCAACAGUGGAGUGAAAAUUGAAGAGAUAGUGGAGGAUGAAAAGCCUAAAGAUGAAAAUGCUAAAUCCAAAAGGCCAAAGAAGAAGAAAAACCAGUCAAAUGGGACUGAUGACACAGAGAACUCUGAGCGCCAAAUAGUUGUCAAGAGUAAUACUGGCAGUCCUCUGCUGGAGAGUGAAGAUGAAGAUGGCUUCCCGAUAUCUGCUCCCAAUGAAAACAAAGCUAAAUCAGUGAGAUCAAAAUUAAAAUCAGAUGGAAUUAAAGAUCAGGAUACCCAUGAGGAAGUAUUGAAUGAGAAGGCAAGAGAUACUGUUGAUGAGAGGAAAGGCUUAAAAAAAAGAGGUCGUGAUGAUACUAGCAAAGUCAAUGAUGGUCAAAGAGCAGACAAUGUGGUGAUGGAAAACAACGCUAAGCAAAAUAAAAAGAAUAAGAAGAAAAAGUUAAUGGAUGAGGAGUUGGCUCGUCAAAAUGGAUCAAACAACAAGUCAGAGCAUGCAGAGGCUAAUGAUGAGCCAGUUCCAGUAGGUAAAACCGAAGAUGGUCAGAGGUCAACUGAUGAAAAGGAUACUGAGAAAAAGAAGAAAAAGAAAAAGAACAAGAAAAAUCAACAGGAUGGAAAAGCAGAUACANUUACAGAGGUUGAACAAGAUAAAAAGAAUGGAUCACAGGAGGUGGAGGAAAAUGAAGAGACUAAGCCUUCUCAAUUGAGGACCUAUGGAAAUGGGUUGGUCAUAGAGGAGUUGGCAAUGGGCAAGCCGGAUGGGAAAAGAGCUUUCCCAGGAAGUAAGGUUGGUGUACGCUAUAUCGGCAAGCUGAAGAAGAAUGGCAAAAUAUUCGAUUCCAACAUUGGGCAAAGAACACCUUUUGAAUUCCGUUUAGGUAUUGGUCAAGUUAUAAAGGGUUGGGAUGUCGGUGUAAAUGGCAUGCGCAUUGGGGACAAAAGAAGACUUACAAUCCCACCAGUCAUGGGGUAUGGAUCUAAAGGUGCUGGUGGCGCCAUACCACCCAAUUCAUGGUUGGUAUUUGAUGUUGAGCUAGUAAGUGUAAAAUGAUCCUGCCAUUGCAUGAUGGAGAUUACCUGAUUUUUCCAUUCGCAGAAUCCCAAAAUUGUUGUUGUGGCCUUGCUCUUUAAGCAAAAACAAGUUAGCUUCACUUACUAAAAGAAAGUGUACAAAUUAUACAAAUAGAGCUCGGAUGCCAAUUUUGUAACAGGGCUGAAUUUCAGACUCCUGUCCAAAUUUUGAACUUAAAUGAUUUAUAGACCUGCUUGUUUUCCAGAGCGUUUUCUGUUUGAA